UCAACUGAUCAUUUCGUCCAUGAAAUGUCAAAAGCUAAUGCAUCACAGUUUCCGUCACAGAUUCUUGGAGAGCUCUCAGGUGAUCUGCCAUCCCCAUUUAAUUCAACAUGCAGCUUCAACGAAUGUCCGAAAUCUGAAAACGCAUGCAUGAUGUGUGGCAUGACUCAGGAAGUGGUGAUGAAACAACAAAGGCAGCGAAAGCAGAAGUGCGUCUGCCACUGAUAGUCUGGCAGACACUGUCAACAGUAACAGGAGAGGCUGUGAUGUGAAGACGUGAUCAGAUUUCACACCUUCCCUCUGUCAAGAAUACUUCACAUUAAACAGCACCAGUGCCACCAUGACAGCCAACUGUUCUUUCCGUGACGUCGAUGAGCACAUGGAAUAUCUGGAGCUGGUCAUCUACAUACCUAUAUUCAUCUUUGGUCUGAUCCUGAAUGUUCUUGCUCUCUUGGUGUUCUGUGUCUUUCUGCAAAAACGGACUGAGUCGACCACAUACAUGACCAGCUUGGCGCUCAUGGACCUGCUCCUUCUCUUCCCUCUUCCCUUCAAAAUGCACGCGGCCAAUCACUUUUGGCCUGCCAAUCUCCAAACUCUCUGUUCAGUCUUGGAAAGCCUGUACUUUGUUGGGAUAUAUGGUAGCAUAUACACCAUCAUGUGUAUAGCCGUGGACCGAUGGGUGGCGAUCUGUCACCCUUUCAAAGCCAAGCAGCUGCGUUCACCCACAGCUGCUCUGGUGACCUGUGUGGGGGUGUGGGUGCUCGUGAUAGCAGUGCUCUCUCCAGUCAUCUACCGCUUCAGGGAGAACGGGCACAAAGAACUCCACUGCUUUCACAGGUUUUCAGAGAAGGGCUGGAGCCCUCAGGUGAUCAUCUGUCUGCAGGUGUUUGGGUUCCUGCUGCCUGCACUGGUGGUGGUUUACUGUUCAGUCCAGACCAUCUGGGCACUCCAGCAGUCCGGGCAGCACAGCCCUCAGAGCCGUGCCUGUGUGAAGAUCAUCUACAGCAGCCUGAGUGCCUUCCUGGUGCCAUUCACCCCGAGCCACCUCGCUAUCCUCCUGCAGUUCCUGGUGCACCAAGGACUAAUCCAGGACUGUGGCUCUAAGACCAGAAUCAGCCUGUUCAUACAGGUCGCCAUGUGUUUGUCAAAUAUCACGUGCUGCCUGGACGCUGUGUGCUACUACUUCAUCGCCCAUGAGGUGAGGAGCACCAAAAACACCUUCAGGAGGUCAGUGACCAGCCAAAGACGAGCCACCUUCAGCACGUCCGAGCUUUGAACACGGGACACACUUAACUGUUCUCCGUUAAAAUGAAACAAGAUCUGGCUCCUUGAGCUUUAAGCAGAUCAGGGACACUAAAGAAGAGUCCGUACAUUCAGUGGUUGAUGAGAAAGCGUGGCGUGCAGGAUACAGUAGGCGGGUGUACAGUGAGUGUUCCGUCCUUUUAACCGAGAAUCGUGAGAACGGCAAAGACAGAAGAGGAUUUGAUCUAGAGACAGGAAGCCUGUUGGUUCCUCUAUGACCUCAAACGGCUCAUAUUUGUCUGCAUCUUCUUAUUUCAUGAUUAUGUCAAACGCAAAAAUACAAUUGGCCAACUUCAGAUCGAGGACGCUGCGUCCAGGACCAAUCUGAUUCAAAAGAUACCGUUUAAGAGA
This is a messenger RNA of Solea solea (common sole), 1650 nucleotides long. RefSeq names its product G-protein coupled receptor 55. Gene Ontology annotation, molecular function: G protein-coupled receptor activity. The transcript is spliced from 3 exons. The coding region runs from base 338 to 1273 and encodes 311 amino acids. NCBI's taxonomy places the organism in Eukaryota, Metazoa, Chordata, Actinopteri, Pleuronectiformes, Soleidae. The record is from RefSeq and is a predicted model, not a curated record. Gene Ontology annotation, cellular component: membrane. Gene Ontology annotation, biological process: phospholipase C-activating G protein-coupled receptor signaling pathway; positive regulation of Rho protein signal transduction.